This is a messenger RNA of Trichomycterus rosablanca, 717 nucleotides long. RefSeq names its product leukocyte cell derived chemotaxin 2, tandem duplicate 1 (gene lect2.1). The record is from RefSeq and is a predicted model, not a curated record. Lineage: Eukaryota; Metazoa; Chordata; Actinopteri; Siluriformes; Trichomycteridae. The coding region runs from base 76 to 537 and encodes 153 amino acids. The transcript has 5 exons.
AUGUAAACAAUAAUAAUAAAUAUAAAUAAUUAUCUUGCAGUAUAAUACCAAAGCAUCAUCUUGCUUGGCAACCUAAUGGCUGAGGCUGACCAAGUGAAGUUUGGUGCUCUCUGCAGUGGAAACCCAGCAAACACCAAGAGAGGGUGUGACAAGCAAUAUGGGUGUGGAAACUACGGCGCUAGACGUGAUGGAGGAAAGCGUAAACACAUGGGUCUGGACAUUGUGUGUGCUGAUGGAGCAACAGUUUAUGCUCCAUUCGAUGUGAAGCUGAAUGGAAAAGCUGCACCAUACAAAAAGAACAAUGCAAUUAAUGAUGGUGUCGGCCUCAGUGGUGAAGGUCUGUGCUUCAAGCUUUUCUACAUGAAGCCAGUGAAAUACAGUGGCACAUUUAAGAAAGGACAAAAAAUCGGCACUUUGCUCCCAAUGCAGAAGGUUUAUCCAGGAAUCACUUCCCACAUUCAUGUGCAGAUGUGUGACCAGUCAGACCCCACCAAAUACUUAAAAAAAAAAAAAAACUACACAAACAUUUCUCCAUAGAUGAGCUUUGUAACACACACCCACACACCCACACACCCACACACCCACACACCCACACACCCACACACCCACACACCCACACACCCACACACCCACACACCCACACACCCACACACCCACACACCCACACACCCACACACCCACACACCCACACACCCACACACCCACACACUCUGUAAC